AUGCUCAAUCAAGACUUAAUUUAAGAAUUUGAAGUGAAUGGAUAUAAUUUACCAAAAAUGGAAAAGAAAUUAUGCAUAAAUCAAAUAAAAUAAAUGCUAUAGAGUCAUCCAAUAGACUUUGAUUUUAUAGUAGCCAAUACUAAACCAACAACAAACUAAAUGAAUAUAUUGUAAUAAAAGUCACAUAUUUAAACAAUUCUUAACUCCGAAAAUGAUUAUAAGAUUAGCUGUCCAGUUUUCGAUUUCAAUCAAUUGAAUGAAUUACUUCCGAAUAAGAAUAGAAAUAAGAUAAAUGAAAUUAAAUGUAAAGUUGAAACUCUUUUGAAUUGUAGUCAUAUAGAUCCACCAUAAACAAUAAAGAAAAGGUAUGUGAUUAAUAUAAUAAAAAAAUAUAAGAUGGUGGACAGAAGAUGAAGACUAAUAACUUAAAGAUUUAGUGUUUUAAUAUGGUGCUAAGAAUUGGAAGAAAAUAGCAUCAUUUUUUUAAGAUAGAACAGACGUAUAAUGUUUACAUCGUUGGCAAAAAGUUUUAAAUCCUGAUUUAGUAAAAGGUCCUUGGACAUAAGAAGAGGAUGAACUUUUAGUAAGAUUAGUAGUUGGAUAUGGUCCUAAAAAUUGGAGUUAAAUAGCUAAACAUUUACCAGGUAGAAUUGGAAAGUAAUGUAGAGAGAGGUUAUAUAAUAUAAUUAAUAAUAUAGAUUUCAUAAUCAUUUAGAUCCUAAGAUUAACAAAGAGAGAUGGACUGAUGAAGAAGAUUAAACUAUUAUCGAAGCUCAUAAAAAGUUAGGAAAUCGUUGGUCCUUGAUUGCUGGAUUAUUGAAAGGUAGAACAGAUAAUUCUAUUAAAAAUCAUUGGAAUAGCACAUUAAAAAGAAGAUUGAAAAUGUAAAAUAGAUGGGAAGAUUUAUAAGUAUUAUAAAAUUAAGAUGACACUUAAAUUAAGGGUAUUCCAAGAAGACAUAUGUAAAGAAAAAUCAUUUAUUAAAAAACACCAGUUAAAAUGAUCAAACAUGAUCCUGUAUCAAGAUAGUUGAAUUUUCAAACUCCUUAAUAAUCUCCAUCAAGUAAAAAGAUUAAUUAUUCUUAAUCUAGAACCAGAGUAAGUUCCAAAAAGUUUAUUUAUUGUAUUCCCUAAUUACAAUUAAAAGUUAACGAAUCUCUCUAGUGUAAAUCUAAUUAAGUAGUUGGGUGAGUUGCUGAACUUUGAUCUUGAUUUCAAUAAACAAUAUAGUUAUCAAUGAGUUUAUUAUUCAAUUAAAUAAAUA
Molecule: messenger RNA, 1264 nt
Organism: Paramecium sonneborni
Lineage: Eukaryota; Ciliophora; Oligohymenophorea; Peniculida; Parameciidae
Source: the annotation of a GenBank genome assembly